AUGAAAACUCUUAUAUAUUGUUGUGUUCUUUUAUUCCUAUCGACAUAUACUUCAAUUAUUCAAUUUGUGGAGUCUAAUGAGGAUGCGAAGAGGUUAUACGAUGACCUUAUGGUUAAUUAUAAUCGGCAUAGGAGACCGUCCACAUCACCAAACAAGCCGCUGACGAUCAAGUUGAAGCUUCGUCUUAGUCAGAUUAUUGAUGUGCACGAAAUCGACCAAAUCAUGACAUGCUCCGUAUGGCUUAAACAGACAUGGAUCGAUCGUAAGCUCUCAUGGGACCCGGUGAACUACGGUGGCGUGAAUGUGCUCUACGUGCCGUAUGAAAUGAUUUGGGUGCCCGAUAUUGUGCUUUAUAAUAACGCCGAUAGCAACUACAACAUCACCAUCUCCACCAAGGCCACACUUCACUAUACCGGAGAGGUCACUUGGGAGCCACCAGCGAUUUUUAAGAGUAUGUGUCAAAUCGAUGUCAGAUGGUUCCCGUUCGACGAGCAACAGUGUCAUUUGAAGUUCGGCUCCUGGACAUUCUCAGAAAACUUGCUCUCCGUGGAACUCAACGAGCCUUCACUCCGAUUCGAGGAAGAGAUUGAUGAUAAGGGAAUAGUGGAUAAUGUGACUGUUGCUGAUGACGGUAUCGAUUUAUCUGACUACUAUCCGUCUGUGGAAUGGGAUAUUAUGUCGAGAGUCGCCAAGAGACGAGCCAAGAAUUAUCCGAGUUGCUGUCCGCAAAACGCUUAUAUUGAUGUGACGUACUACCUACAACUCCGCCGCAAACCCCUAUUCUACACCGUCAACCUCGUCUUCCCAUGCGUCGGAAUCUCGUUUCUAACUAUUCUCGUAUUCUAUCUCCCAUCAGAUUCCGGAGAAAAAGUCACUCUGUGUAUCUCGAUUCUUGUCGCUUUGACUAUCUUUUUCUUGCUUCUCACUGAAAUCAUUCCGGCCACUUCCAUCACUUUGCCACUCAUCGGAAAGUACCUACUGUUCACUAUGGUGAUGGUGACACUGUCAGUCGUGGUUACUGUAGUUUCUCUCAAUUUGCAUUUCCGUACUCCAACAACCCAUUUGAUGCCAAAUUGGGUAAAGAAGGUGUUCCUAAAGUGGCUCCCUAAACUCCUCUUCAUGCGGCGACCAAUCGAUGAUUACGAGGAGAAAUUCGACGAGAAAAAGAAGCCGAAAGACGGGAAAAUCGCGUUGAACGUGCAUGCGCAUCGAGUGUCGAAAGACGUCGGACACAAAUUGAAAAAUGCGACGAUCGAUGACACUAUUCAGAAGAUGUACUACUCGCCGCCAGUGGUGAAAGCGUUCGAAAAUAUUUGUUUUAUUGCCGAAUUGCUGAAAAAGAAGGAUCGAGACGAUAAGAUUGAUGAGGACUGGAAAUACGUGGCUAUGGUGUUGGAUCGAUUGUUUUUAUUGAUUUUUUCAAUCGCUUGUUUUGUGGGAACGGUUAUCAUUUUGUUGAGGGCUCCCACGCUCUACGACACGCGAAGUCCCAUCGAUCUACAGUACCGGCCGGCUAACCUAUCGGCGAAUCCAAUUAUUAAUGUCUAA
Messenger RNA from Caenorhabditis remanei, 1548 nucleotides. RefSeq lists its product as uncharacterized. Gene Ontology annotation, biological process: signal transduction; nervous system process; regulation of membrane potential. The coding region runs from base 1 to 1548 and encodes 515 amino acids. Lineage: Eukaryota; Metazoa; Nematoda; Chromadorea; Rhabditida; Rhabditidae. The record is from RefSeq and is a predicted model, not a curated record. The transcript is spliced from 8 exons. Gene Ontology annotation, molecular function: acetylcholine-gated monoatomic cation-selective channel activity; transmembrane signaling receptor activity. Gene Ontology annotation, cellular component: synapse; neuron projection; postsynaptic membrane.